UUCAUAGUGUUUUAUAGGCGCCGCGAGUACUAAAUUUAUAAUGUGUAGUGUAAGCCGACGAAAACCUGCAGCUUUGUCUGCAACUGCAUAACGAAAACGAUAUACGAUCGAGUACGAAUAUAUGUCCCUCGAUUAUUAUAUUGUUAAACUUUGACGUAAUUGUGAUGGCAAAAAUAACACCGGAAAAAGCAUUGAAAUAUGCAAAAAUAUUAACAUACGUAAACUUUACAGUUCCACUGAAAAAUCCUACUAGAUUUAAAAUGAUACGUUUAUACUUUCUACGGAUCUUAGUCAGUGCGCACGUAUUUAUAGCAGAGGCUCCUUUAGUGUAUACCAUUCUUACCGAUGAUUUCAGUGAUCCAAUAAAGACAACCAAGGUAUUUUCCGUAGCGAUAGCUUGUAUACAAGCUCCUUGGCAAUUAGGAUUUCUCUCGCUGCACUAUGAUCGAUUAGAUUUUGUGAUAUCGGAAAUGGAGCAUUAUUUCAAAUGCGCAGAAAAAUAUGAAAGAGAAGUUUAUCAAUUCUACGUCGACAAAUGUAGAAUCUUUUAUAUUUGCUCUGUCGUUUCGGUUUUCUGCACUAUAGUAGGAUUGGGAUUUGGGCCGAUCGUAACACGCGAUCCCAUACCUGUGGACGCAAAAUAUCCUUUCAACGUGACGCAAGAACCAAUGAGGACUGUUAUCCACGUGCAUCAAAGCGUGUGUCUUUAUCAGUGCUUUUCAUCUGUUUGUCACUCUUUUCUCUUCGGUAUUCUCAUAUGGUUUACUACGGCACGUUUCGAAAUUGUAUCAAAUCAACUUCGAAACGCCAACAGUCUUUAUGAUAUCAUCGCAGGUAUACGGGAACAUAUAAAACUGCUAAGGUAUGCUGAAGAGAUUAUAACUGCUAUUCGUACCUCAAUAUUAAUAGUAAUAAUUAUUGUUACAUUCUCGAUUGUAACUGGUGGUUUAGUAAUUGUAAGCAAUGCCGCAUUAGUGGACAAAGCACAAUUCGUAAUCCUGUGUAUUGCUGGACUUUUUGAAGUUUAUGCGUAUGCUUGGCCAGCCGAUUACUUGAUGGAUGCGAGCACAAGUGUUGCGGAUGCAAUAUACGAGUCAGAAUGGUUUAAUCAAGAACAUGCUUUUAAAACCAAUGUAUUGUACAUCUUGUUCAGAAGCCAAACACCGUUAACCAUCCAAGUUUCUUCUAUGAUACCAGUUUUAUCAUUAAAUUACUUUUCGUCGUAUACAUCAACGGCUUUCUCUUAUUUAAUGACAUUGCGAGUGAUAUUUAUAGAGGACUAAUAAAACUAAAACUUGAAGUUUUUAUCUUUACAUAGAUUGCUCCAAAUGUUACAGAGAAAUCAUUAUAUUUUUUGGUAGAAAAUAUUUUAGCGUGUUGU
Messenger RNA from Nylanderia fulva, 1381 nucleotides. RefSeq lists its product as uncharacterized. The record is from RefSeq and is a predicted model, not a curated record. NCBI's taxonomy places the organism in Eukaryota, Metazoa, Arthropoda, Insecta, Hymenoptera, Formicidae. Gene Ontology annotation, biological process: detection of chemical stimulus involved in sensory perception of smell; sensory perception of smell. Gene Ontology annotation, molecular function: odorant binding; olfactory receptor activity. Gene Ontology annotation, cellular component: plasma membrane.